Manihot esculenta (cassava) is the source of this 2331-nucleotide messenger RNA. Its product is annotated as diacylglycerol O-acyltransferase 1A. The record is from RefSeq and is a predicted model, not a curated record. NCBI's taxonomy places the organism in Eukaryota, Viridiplantae, Streptophyta, Magnoliopsida, Malpighiales, Euphorbiaceae. Gene Ontology annotation, biological process: triglyceride biosynthetic process. The transcript has 16 exons. Bases 374 to 1972 code for a protein of 532 amino acids. Gene Ontology annotation, molecular function: diacylglycerol O-acyltransferase activity. Gene Ontology annotation, cellular component: chloroplast envelope; endoplasmic reticulum membrane.
GUCGGCUUAAUUUCCUAACUCUUACACGGGUACAGUACACCUCUUUGCUUUUCCUUAACGUCCCCCAUCACCACCGCGUUUACCUGUCGAUUGUUCAACUAAAACGUCAAACACCGAGACGGCUUCAUCGCUAAUCUUCUAGAUUUCGUCACUUCGGUUCCUUCUAGUCUAAAAUCCGAAUCUAAUAAAAUAUAAGUCCUCCUCUUUCUCUGCUCCUCUUCCUGUCUUUCACCGCCACGCUUCCCCUUUUCCUCCUCUCUUUCCAUCAACAUUCUCUUCUUGCUUUAAAUACCGCUUUUUUCUUAUUCUGCACAUGCUUUCUGCGCCAUUUCUCUUCCUCUAGAAUUAUCCAUCUCUGCUAUUUUCAUCUCCAAUGGCGAUUCUCGACACGCCGGAGAAUGUCACUGCCUCCACCGAGACUUCCACUUCAACCGCCACUCCUGGAAUCUCUCAGUCCUCCUCGGAUCUUAAUCUCUCCCUUCGACGGAGGCGAAGCUCCUCCAACUCGGCGGGAGCUGCCGCUGAAUUGUCUUCGAAGAUUGAUCAGCUGGAAUCUGAUGUUGGAGGCGACAUGAUGAUGGAUCCAGAACCUAUGGAGGAAUCGGAUGCUUUGAGAAGUAAUGGAAAAGGUUAUGGCCACGACAAGGAUAGAGUUGAAAAUCGUGAGAAUCGUGGGCGGUCGGAUAUUAAAUUUACGUAUCGGCCAUCAGUGCCGGCUCAUCGGGUGCUCAAGGAGAGUCCACUUAGCUCUGAUUUAAUAUUUAAACAAAGUCAUGCAGGUCUCUUUAACCUCUGCAUAGUAGUGCUUGUUGCUGUUAACAGCAGGCUCAUCAUCGAAAAUAUAAUGAAGUAUGGUUGGUUAAUUAAGACUGGGUUUUGGUUUAGUUCAAGGUCCUUGAGAGAUUGGCCCCUUCUUAUGUGCUGUCUUACUCUUCCAAUUCUCUCUCUUGCUGCCUAUCUAGUGGAGAAGUUGGCGUAUCGAAAAUAUAUAUCUGAACCAAUUGUUGUUUUCUUUCACGUGCUCAUCACCUCAGCAGCAGUUCUAUACCCUGUUUCUGUGAUCCUCAGUUGUGAAUCUGCUGUUUUAUCUGGUGUCACAUUGAUGCUCUUUGCUUGUAUUGUGUGGUUGAAAUUGGUAUCUUAUGCACAUACAAACUAUGAUAUGAGAGCUCUUGCCAAUUCAGUUGAUAAGGGGGAUACACUACCCAAUACUCUGAAUGCAGUUUAUUCUCAUGAUGUUAGCUUCAAGAGUUUGGUUUACUUCAUGGUUGCUCCCACAUUAUGUUACCAGCCAAGUUAUCCUCGCACAGCUUCUAUUCGGAAGGGUUGGGUGGUUCGUCAAUUUGUCAAGUUAAUAAUUUUUACAGGAUUUAUGGGAUUCAUCAUAGAACAAUAUAUCAAUCCUAUUGUCCAGAAUUCACAACAUCCUCUAAAAGGGGACCUCUUAUAUGCCAUUGAGAGAGUUUUGAAGCUUUCAGUUCCAAAUUUAUAUGUGUGGCUCUGCAUGUUCUACUGCUUUUUUCACCUAUGGUUAAAUAUACUUGCCGAGCUCCUUCGCUUUGGUGAUCGAGAGUUCUAUAAAGAUUGGUGGAAUGCAAGAACAGUCGAUGAGUAUUGGAGAAUGUGGAAUAUGCCUGUUCAUAAGUGGAUGGUUCGUCAUAUCUACUUUCCCUGCUUACGGCAUAAAGUACCAAAGGGCAUAGCCAUAAUUAUUGUGUUUUUCGUUUCAGCUGUAUUUCACGAGUUGUGCAUUGCCGUUCCCUGCCACAUGUUCAAGCUCUGGGCUUUUAUUGGAAUAAUGUUUCAGAUUCCUUUGGUCGUGAUAACAAGUUAUCUCCAAAACAAGUUCAGAAGUUCAAUGGUGGGAAAUAUGAUCUUCUGGUUCAUUUUCUGCAUACUUGGUCAACCUAUGUGUGUGCUAUUGUAUUACCAUGACCUGAUGAAUCGGAAAGGUAGCACUGAAUCAAUAUGAAACUGACUCAUUGUGCGUGUGGAAGAUAUCAAUUUUUCCGGGGUUGGUCACUUCAACAUAUUUUGCAGAGACUUGACUGCCAUACUGAUGUCAUCAUGAUCCUUUGAUACAGCCAUAGAGGAGAUUGAUUGCUAAUGCAAUUAAUGUAGAAGCAUAUUUUGGAAGUAUAAUCUCUCUCAUGGACUGGUGUCUUAUAUUCAAAGACUGUUAAAUAUUAGUGGAAAAUUGUAAAUGUGUAAAUGUUCUGCCCUUCUGUAUGUUUUUUUCCUGAUAUCAUAUGUUAAGAGAUUUUGUCAAAAGAGCUAAUAUGUUAGACAAUCCUGCUGAAUGUCAUCAAUUUUUCUCAAAAGAUUGCUGCC